Polyodon spathula (Mississippi paddlefish) is the source of this 3781-nucleotide messenger RNA. It is a transcript of the gene mmp11b, whose product is annotated as matrix metallopeptidase 11b. The transcript is spliced from 8 exons. Gene Ontology annotation, molecular function: zinc ion binding; metalloendopeptidase activity. Bases 57 to 1556 code for a protein of 499 amino acids. NCBI's taxonomy places the organism in Eukaryota, Metazoa, Chordata, Actinopteri, Acipenseriformes, Polyodontidae. Gene Ontology annotation, biological process: extracellular matrix organization; collagen catabolic process; proteolysis. Gene Ontology annotation, cellular component: extracellular matrix. The record is from RefSeq and is a predicted model, not a curated record.
CCUCGCUCUCACAGUCUGAUCGCAGCCAGAGCAGCGCUGCUCACUCAAGUGAAGGGAUGAAGUUCUCUCCUCGGCUUCUGUCAAGUGUCUUCGCGCUGCAUUUCAUUUGCAUUUAUUCUGUGCCAGUGCCACAGUGGAAGAACAGCAGGCACAAAGCACUGCCGGGAUGGCUGCAGAAGUCUGAUUUCUACAAUGUGAAGAAAGGAAGCAGGCAGUUCCACACUCAGGACACUGUGAAGGAGGUGCUGACGGGAAACAGCAGCCUCUCUGAUCUCCUCCAGCAUGGGAAUGCCUCUGACUUGUGGAAGCGGCCGCGCUGUGGUGUUCCUGACUACCCCCAACAGAAGGGCCUGCAUGGCAAGCAGCACCGGCAGAAGAGAUUCGUGCUGUUCGGGGGACGCUGGGAGAAGACAGACCUGACUUACAAGAUCAUGCGUUUUCCAUGGCAGAUGAGCAAAGCGAAGGUGCAGCAGAUUCUCACGGAGGCCCUGAAGGUUUGGAGUGAUGUCACACCUCUGACUUUUACAGAAAUUAACGAAGGACGGGCGGACAUUAUCAUUGAUUUCACAAGGUACUGGCAUGGAGACAACCUCCCCUUUGAUGGCCCUGGUGGGAUUCUGGCGCAUGCCUUCUUCCCCAGGACGCAUAGGGAAGGAGACGUCCACUUCGACUAUGACGAGACCUGGACAGUUGGGAACAACAUGGGUACGGACCUUCUUCAGGUGGCGGCUCACGAGUUUGGCCACGUUCUGGGGCUGCAGCAUUCCCUGGAGCCGGGCGCAGUGAUGUCACCCUUCUACAGCUUCUCGUACCCGCUGAUGCUGAGCGAGGACGACAAGCGUGGGAUCCAGUACCUGUACGGCCUGCCUCCCCACCUGGCCCCUCCCCAAAUCACCACUGAGACCAAUGAGAUCAUCCUAGCAGUGAGUAGUGACACUCCCACUCAACACUUCAACCAGCCGGAUGCCUGUGAGAGUAACUUUGACGCAGUGUCGAUGAUCCGGGGCGAGCUCUUCUUCUUCAGGUCGCGCUACGUAUGGCGCAUCAGGAACGGACGGCUGCAGGAGGGCUACCCUGCGCUGGCAUCGCGUCACUGGAGGGGCAUUCCAGAGCACAUCGACGCCGCCUUUGAAGACGGGUCUGGGAAUAUCUGGUUCUUUCAAGGUCAUAGCUACUGGAUCUACGAUGGGGAAAGGCAGGUUUCAGGGCCCAACUCGGUGCAAAGCCUGGGGCUGCCGGUCUCCGAUAUCCAGGCAGCUCUGAUGUGGGGCCCCGAGAAGAACAAGAAGAUUUACUUCUUCAAGAGCGGCAGCUACUGGCGCUUCAACCCUGCCAUGGAGCGAGUGGACGAGGUGUACCCACGCAGCAUCCUGGACUGGAGGGGAAUUCCCAUGGAUAUCGAUGCAGCUUUCAGGGACAGCUACGGGUACGCACACUUUCUUCAGGGUAGCCAGUACUGGAAGUUUGACCCAGUGGCUGUGAAGGCACUGGAGGGAUACCCUCGUCUGAUUGGACAGGAUUUCUUUGGUUGCCGUGGUUCACCUAACAACUACUGAUAAGAACAUCUCAAGAGAUGUCCUGAGAGACUGACAUUUUAUAACAAAUGUGUACUGGUACUAGUCUUUGAAUCUUUCCCUAAAUUACCUAAGACCUGUUUCAUUGGAGGAGGUUGGGGGGGUGGGGGGCAUUGGGAGGCAUUGUCAAUACCGGAUUGAGGCCCAGCUUAUUUGUGACACGCCAGCACACAAGGAGUGCUUUUCACCUGCCACAUCUGGCAACAAGUUACCCUUACUGGUACAUCUAAAAAGGGUGAAGCUGAUAUAACAAUACCCUAUAACUCAAGGUGCUUAAUUCAUUUGGAAAAAAAAAAAACAUUCAUCCUUUUUUUUUAAAUCUGUAAAACUGCUUAAAAUCUUUGAGGCAAAAAUAGACACAACAUUUUUGUGGAAAGAAAAAAAAAGAAAUAAAGGCACAGACAUAUAUCUAAAACAUAUCCCCAAAACUUCAUUUGAAGCUUGGACAUUAGCUCUUCCAGCCUCAUUGUUCACUCAGGGAACACAUUCUCUUUCAGUCAUAGCUGAUUGUAGCCCUCAGAUUUCUGCUGUCCUCAUCAUCAUCUCUCAGGAACCAAAACUACAUUAAACUCAGAGGGCUACAUAAUGUCUGGGUACCAUAGUCCUCAAAACAGGACUGUGACCACCACAAUUAGACUGUCCUGGAUAUAACACAGCAGACCUCAACCCCUGGAGUGGUGUAUAAUACAGCAGUAUUACAUUUAGGGUUGCUGCCAUUAACUGUGGACCUGUUUUAUUCUACUGUACAACUGCCAACCCAUUUGGAAAAAUUUGUGCCGUUACUACAGAUAUUUUAUAGCAAUCAGAUGUGAUUUAGUAAGGGCAUAUCUAUUUUGCAAUACAGUACUGUACUUUUUUAUGGCAACUGCAUGUUUUACAAAGUGCCUCUGUGUUCGUUUCUUUACGGUAUAUAUUUAGAUGUUCACUGUGGAAACAUACCUUAUUAACAGGGACAUAGAAAAGAAAGGCUGUGACCAAAACAAAUGUUUAAAAAAAUGAACUCCUUUGUAUGCAGGGUCUCUUUUAAAAAAAAAAACUCUAAAUUAAACAGCAUGCAAUUUAGCAAUGAAGGACACCGUCUGUAGUAUUGCAGUAUACAGUACUUUGUUAUUAACCAUUAAAGUUAACGAUCUUGAAAAUAAAUUGAAUUGUUUAAUGGCACGCAAAUAAAAUAGGGUUCACAUUUAAUCUGUACAACAUCAGAAGCAGGAGUGACCUGCAUUCAAACAGCCAAGCGUGUGACCGUACUUCAAAUGUCUUUAAAUGUCGACAAAGGACUUCAAAUGUAGCAAACAUUUUAAAACAUGAACUGGAUCAUGUGGCCUAAAUGCAAGACAAUAUUUUUGGUCAAUCCACUGUGAUUGUUUGCUUGCAAGCAUCCCUCACUAUUAUAAGAGCCAGGAAUGGCAUUUGAAUUGUGUAAACACUGUCAUAGCAGAGAACAGAGGAAUGGAAAAGGGUUUAAACAAACUUACUGUAUGUCGUGCUUGUAUAGUUAUGCACUACAACUCAAUCUCAUGAGGCAUUGAAGUUGCUAUGAUACUACAAUCAUACAAAUAUGUGUAUCCUUGGUAUUUUAAGUUGGUGUAAUUCUUCUUGUUUAGUGAGUGCAGCUCUUGCUGUGAUUGAACUCCUCAUAAGGUUCUCUAGGGUGAGCUCUGUGUGAAGUCCAGGUGCAUGGGAGAGCAGCAUUGAACCACCCCCUUUCCUCAGACCUCUAGAGGUUAUUAUUAGUGGUACAAUAUGUCAGUGCUGGACACUGGUCUGUUAUUUUCUAAAAUGUUUUUGUUCUUGUAACAUAAAGCAUGGGCCCCUAAUCUCGAAUCAUUUAUCUUGUGUUAUUUAAAUACUGAUUUUUUUUUUUUUUUUUUUUUUUUUUAAAGAAUGUGUUUCGAUAAUAAAUUGAUUUGUCAAAACAGACUUAAACAAUUAUUUGAAUAACUCCUGGGUUAACACUUUGUGAAAGGCUUCAUGGUGUGAUAUCAUCAUUACUUAUAUAUUUGGGGUACAGUUGCUUGACAUAUAUAUGUAUAUAUUUUUUUGUUUUUCAGCACUGGUAGUUUACUAUAGACCCAUAGCACAUAGUAACACAGUAACUGUGCGUUAGUAGUAUUCAUUCACUGGUAUUUUAACUAAAGAUACUCCAUAGAAAUGUAUCUUUGUUUUAACUGAAUCAUUUGACUGUUUUCCCAUGAUUUAUUUUUUUU